AUGAGAAGUAUGUUUGCAAAAUCUAUUGUGCUCUGUGGCAUGAUUUUGUCUUCAUAGUGUUUAACUUAAGAACUUGUAGAGGAAAAUGGUUUCAUUUUUGAGGAGCAUCUUGUUACUACCUCUGAUAACUAUAUCCUUAGGCUAUUUAGAAUCCCUGGAAUGUAAGAAGGAAAUGACCUGAACUCAACAGAGUAUAAUGCCAUUCAAAAUAAACCACCAGUCCUUCUCUAACAUGGUUUGGUUGAUUCAGCAGAUAGCUGGUUGGCUCACGUGAGCAGUAAGGCACCAGGUUUUGUGUUAGCAAGAUCAGGGUAUGAUGUUUGGUUUGGUAACAGUAGGGGAAAUAAGUACAGCUUGGGGACACAUGUUGAUAUUAACUAGAAAGAUUAUUGGGCUUUUAGCUUUGAAUAAAUGGGUGAUUUAGAUCUCCCUGCUGUUAUUGAUUACAUACUCUAGGUUACAAAAUAAUAGAAACUAGCCUAUAUGGGACACUCUUAAGGUACAAGUCAAAUGUACUAUGCUUUGGCUGAAAAUGAAAAUUAUUUUGCUGAUAAAGUUUCAGUCUUUAUCGCUCUUGGUCCAGUCAUCAGACUAGAUCAUGCCCCAUCAAAGGUUUUCUAAUUUGUCUCAUCUAAUGAAAAUAGGAAACUUUUGAUAGACACCUGUAACAACCUUGGAAUUAACUCUAUAUUUGAGGCUAACUGGUUAACCACUGAUUCUAUGAGAUUGAUAUGUGGUGCUAUACCUUAAAUAUGCGAAUAUGCACUUGAAUUUGCAACUGAUAAGGAUCCAUCACUUGAUGAUGUUAGUAGACUUUAAGUAUUCUUUGGACAUUACCCCUCAGGGUCAAGUGUCAGAUAAAUUGAUCAUUAUGCCUAAAUAGUUGAAGCUAAAGAAUUCAGAAGAUAUGAUUACGGUGAAUCUGGCAACAUGUAGAAAUACAACUAAACUGUUCCACCCUUGAUUGAUAUCACUAAAAUCUCAAGAGUACCUAUCGCAAUGUUUGUUGGAAAUCAAGACGAAGCUGCUGAUGCUGUUGAUAAUGAAUGGGCUAAGACUUAACUCAAGACUCUUGCCUUCUAUCAAGAAUAUGCUCUUGGACAUUCUUCAUUCUUCGUUGCAAAAGAUUUUUCAUUUUUCACCACAGAUGUCAUGAAUGUGCUUGAAAAGUUUCACCCAGCAAAUCUUACCGAGCCUUUAGGGGAACCUAAAUUGAUUAGCUAGAAUGAAGCCCCCAUAAACCUUUGA
Messenger RNA from Stylonychia lemnae, 1248 nucleotides. The record is from the annotation of a GenBank genome assembly. NCBI's taxonomy places the organism in Eukaryota, Ciliophora, Spirotrichea, Sporadotrichida, Oxytrichidae.